Molecule: messenger RNA, 1593 nt
Organism: Emericellopsis atlantica
Lineage: Eukaryota; Fungi; Ascomycota; Sordariomycetes; Hypocreales; Bionectriaceae
Product: aspartic peptidase domain-containing protein
Exons: 3
Coding region: 1-1593 (530 amino acids)
Biological process (GO): proteolysis
Molecular function (GO): aspartic-type endopeptidase activity
Source: RefSeq, a predicted model, not a curated record
AUGCGCUCUCUGCAAUUGCUGUCCGCGGUACUUUGCGCACCUUUGGUCCAGGCCUUCUAUCCAUACCAACCGCCAUGGCUGGAAGAAUUGCAAGCGAAGAGGGCACUAUCCUCGAGGGCUGAGGAUGUUGACUCGGCCACCUGGCAGGACAGUAGCACGUCCGCGUCCCCAGUUACCGCCCGAGCCGCUCGUGAAGCGUUACGUCUUGCGAAGAAAUACAAUGGAGGCGACCCUGACCUCUUUCGAAGGCAGAACAGCUAUAGCGUUAUGGAGGCGGAGGAAACCGGCGGGGUUUGCACAGCAGGGAUCGAUCAAGAUGGCACCGACUAUUCGUAUUUUGUGAAGGUUGCGCUCGGAUCCAAGGGCAAAGAGCUCUACAUGCUGCUCGACACAGGCGCAGGCUCUAGCUGGGUCAUGGGCUCAACUUGUACCAGCGACGCGUGCAAGCUACACAAUACCUUUGGCCCCGACGACUCUGACACCUUCAAGACCGAGGACAAGACUUUCAAUGUGGCCUACGGCUCGGGCAACGUGAAAGGAAGCCUGGCCGUAGAUACUCUCACUGUCGGAGGCAUGAGUAUUUCCUACGAGUUUGGUGUCGCCAAGGAGACCUCGAAAGACUUUGUCCACUUUGCCUUUGAUGGUAUCCUGGGCAUGUCUAUGAACAACGGGUCCAGCCAGAACUUUAUGGAGGAGCUCAAGGCAAACGGCGAGAUCGACUCGAGCGUCUUUGCCGUUUCUCUGCACCGCGCUGCUGAUGGGGACAUGAACGACGGUGAGAUCAAGUUUGGAUCACCCGACAAAACCAAAUACAAGGGUGACAUCUCGUACACCGACACCGCCUCUGAGAACAACGAUUGGGCCAUCAAGAUUGACGACACGGCUUACGACGGCAAGUCGAGUGGCGCUGGCGAUGUGUUCGCCUACAUCGACACGGGGACUACCUACAUUUUCGGCCCUCAGGAGCUGGUCAAGUCUUUUCACAGCGUUAUACCUGGUGCGAAAAGCUCAGAUGGUAUGGCGUAUAAAGUCCCCUGCGACAGUGACAAGACUUUGACAUUCACCUUCUCUGGGGUUGACUACGAGAUUUCGCCCAAGGAUUGGAUUUCCCCCAAGAAUGACAAAGGCGAGUGUACCAGUAAUAUAUACGGGCAGGAGGUCGUGAAGGGCGCGUGGCUCCUCGGUGCAGCGUUCAUCAAGAACGUCUACACCGUCUUUGACAAGGAGCAGAGGCGCAUAGGUUUUGCUGCACACGCCGACGAAGCGUCGGAAGAUGAACAAUCAUCAAGCGCCUCGGUUGCGCCGUCCACAAUGACUACUGUCGUCCUCAGCACGAGUGACACAGUUUCGAUGACCAUGACCGCGACGAUCACAUCAAAGCCCAGCUUGGGGCUCGGUGGCCAAGAGCAAACCACGCCGGUGGAAACGUCCAGCGACAGUGAGGAAAGCAGUGCGGCCACUACGAGCGCGGACAGUCAAGAGUCUGGAGACGGCGAAGACAACGAUUCUGGGAACGGGUCGCCCACCAACAUAGCGAGCGUCAAACUCGCAACUUCUCUCUGCAUAGCGUCUGCUUUUGCUCUGCUCGUCUAG